GUGUCCCACCAUCCUGUAUGAACUGUUCACGUUGUGUUUUCCAUUUGCUUCAAGAUAAUUUUUUGGAGAGAAUCUGGGUUAAGCACGUUUUCUUUAAUACAUUUUAAAUCAAAUGUCACAAUAAGAAUUUAUGUGUGUAUUUUACAUUGAAACGCAAAUCGAACAAAAUAAGGUUCGAGUUCGACUCAGUUCGACCAGAGAGGUUCGACCAAUGUGCUUCAUGUGUGCUUCUAUACCAAUCUGUCAGCAGGAAUUUUGAACAUAUUUCAAGCAUUUCACUCGCGCAGCAUUUGAAUUGGUGCUGGCAUCCUUCUGGGUGCGGCACCAGGCACAGGAGGGCGGCUGCGACUGUAUUCCCCGCGAUCAGUGUCUCGCUGACCCGACACCGGAGAGUUUCACCGCCUGCACCACCGUCAACGGAACACAGGGCGUCUGUUGCGCCAGUGCCGCCCAGCAGCGUGGCGGGCCGUCGGCGUGCAGCGCUCCGAUCCUCUGUCCGUCGGCACAGUGGACGGGCGCGUCACCGUGCUCUCUGAAUGACGGCUCCGAUGGCGUCGUCUGUCCGCCGGGGGCCGGGCCCGCCGAGCCGGCGCGCCGCCUGGCCGGUCAGCAGCAGGUGCUGUCGGCGGACACGGCCUCCUUCUCGGGCGAGCGGGCGGUGCAGGACGCCUCGGCGGCGGCCGCCCGGCUGGCCGAGCUGGAGGCCCGGCUGACGCCGCUGCUGCAGCGGCCCGUGCCCGACGGUGUUGACCUGACCGGCCUGGACACGGCCUCCGCCGGCGACUGGAGCGUGGCCCAGGAGGUGGGAAGGAUCGGCCUGCAGCGGCUCUUCACCAUGCAGGCCGUCAGCAACCAGACAGAGACGGUGCCAGAGACCGUCUCAACCUGGCUGGACACUGGUGAAGAUGCCCGUCGCCGGAUCCCCGGCUGUGUGCCCGCCACUGAAAUAUUCUGCGACCGAUCCGCCGCUGCUAUACGGACCAUCGGUGGCCAGUGUAACAAUCUGGAGCACCCGUUUCUGGGUCGAGCGCUCACCGGGCUCGGUCGGCUGGCCAAUGCCACCUUCGAAGACGGUCUGUACUUCUCGCCCCGCUCGCUGGGCGCCGAGGUCUCGCCGCUGCCGGCCGCCGAUGCGGUCGGGUCGCUGGUGGCGGCCCAGCUGCACUCAGAGCCGCUCGGCGACUGGGCCUCCACCGUCUCCGAGUACCUCAGUUUGGACCUGGCGCGCAUCGCUCCGUUCCGACUGGCCAGCGGCCGCGAGCCCGACUGCUGCUCCGAGCGCCACCCGGCCUGUCUGCCGCUGCACGUGGACGACCGCUGCGUCAGCUUCGUACGCGCGCUACCGGCGUCCGCACUGGAUUGCGUGAUGCGGCCGGCGGCGCCGCUGUCUGCCGCCUCCUCCUACCUGGACCUGGAGACGCUGUACGGCAGCUCCGAGGAGGCCGGCAGGCGACUGAGGACGUUCCGCGGGGGCCGGCUGCGCGCUGACCGCGGUCUCCUGAUUGGUAUCCUCGAUCAGGUACUGGACCUGGACUACGAGCUGACAGUGUCUGCCGAGCAAAGCCCGAGUUCUGAGAAAACACCCAGCGCAGCACUUCCUGAGCGCCAGGAGGAAACCGAACGGCAGCUUGGCAUAGAUGCAAAAGUCGUGACUUUUGUGAAGGGUGACAAGGGGCAGAAAGGUCGACGAGGAAGAAAAGGCAACAAAGGCAGCAAGGGGAGGAGAGGCAACAAAGGAGUGUGUGGCAUGAAAGGGAACAGCGGAAUAGACGGUGACAAAGGCGAGAAGGGCAUAAAGGGAGGAGAUGGUGCUAAGGGAACCAAAGGUUCGAAAGGCGCUAAGGGUGCCAAAGGAGAAUCAGGCGAGAAGGGCAUGAAAGGCAUGAAAGGUGACAAAGGAAGGAAAGGUGAAAAGGGUAACAAGGGCGAUAGCGGUGAAGACGGCGAUGAUGGCGCAGAUGGUUCAAUCGGUGAAGGUGGCAGUAAGGGCUUAACAGGUAGGAAGGGCAGAAAGGGAGGAGUGGGCGAUAAAGGUGUAAAGGGUGAUAAAGGCAUGAAGGGCUCAAAGGGAGAAUUCGGUGAAUUAGGCAUCAAGGGCAAUGAAGGUAUGCAGGGUGCAAAGGGUGUUCAAGGAACAAAAGGACAAAAGGGUUCAAAGGGAGAAUUCGGCAUGAAGGGUGACUUUGGGGGAGAUGGCUCUAAGGGAGAUCGGGGACUUAUUGGCAUGCAAGGCGUCAAAGGGCGAGUAGGACAAUGGGGAAGGCCUGGAGCAAAGGGCGAUGAAGGCCGUAGGGGGCCCGAAGGCGACCAAGGCGACAAAGGGGAAGAUGGUCACAGGGGAAGACAAGGUCGUCCGGGACCUCGCGGCUUGCCAGGGGGCAUACGAAUCAUCCUUCCCAAUGAUUAUUCGAAUUCGGGCCAAAACCAGCACGGCUCGAGACCGUGGCAACCGUACGGGCGGAGUGUGGGCUCUGCAGACCGUCCCUCCGUGCCCUCCCCGGACCGGCUCAACCAGAUCCUGCUGCGCGAGCACAACCGUGUGGCGGACGCGCUGCGACGGAACAACCCCUCCUGGGAGGACGAGCGCGUGUUCCAGUCGGCACGCCGCGUCGUGAUGUCCGAGUGGCAGCACAUCAUCUACCACGAGUACCUGCCGCAUGUGCUGGGCGCCGCCGCUGCCGCCGGAGUCACGGCCCACACCGAGACCAAAGCAGAACACCCGGCUGACCCCACCGUCAGCGUGGAGUUUGCGCUUGCUGCGUUCCGCUUCUGGCAGUGGCCGCCCUCCGAGGAGGCUAUUCAGGCUGCGCCAAGGGUGAGCAGCAGCGCCGCCUUCCUGGCGAUGGUGCGCGGCCCGAUCGGCGCGCCUCCCAACGUCACCGGCGCCGAGCUGGCCGCCGUGGAGGUGCUGCGCGGCAGAGAGAUGGGCCUGCCCGCCUACGACACCGUCCGCCAGCUGUGCUCCGGCACAUCGCUGACCAGCUGGGAGGAGCUGGGGUCAGUUUUUGGCCGGGCAGAGCUGGAGGCGCUGCGAUCCAUCUACGCCAGUCCCGAGGACGUCGACCUCUGGGUGGGCGGCAUGCUGGAGCGGCGCGCUCAGUCUGCUCGGGUGGGCCCCACCUUCCAGUGCGUGAUCGCCGACCAGUUCCGGCGGCACCGAGAUGGCGACCGGCUCUUCUACGAGCGCAGCCUGAGUGACGGCCAGCUGCGGGAGGUGCGCAAGGCCAGCCUGGCGCGCCUGCUCUGUGACAACGAGGAGGGCCGCAGUCGCGCUGCGCCCCUGGCGCUCGAGCCGCUCACCGAGUGGAACAAACCGACCCUGUGCACAUCGAGCACCAUCCCGCAGCUGGAUCUCAGUGUGUUCUGAGUCUGAACAGCUGUCAGUAGCUUCUCUCUUGUGAAUGGCAUUUAUUAGAGCUCUGCAUUCUUAUAAUGCGAUAAGAUAGCUAGCUCUUUGAUGUAAGUAAUUAUGCGUUUUUGUGAAACUCUUAGCCAUGGGCAUACUCGUAAGCUGUUUUUGCAUGUGGUUCCACGUUAGCACGCUGUUUUACGUGUGGAUGCUUGUGUUUUAUCUGUUGCCUGGGCAUUAGAGGUUUAGUGCAGCGCAGCUUGGAUAGCAAUUAGCAAUAUGCAGUUGUGAAAUAAAAAUAAGCGUACCUUA
Amphibalanus amphitrite is the source of this 3661-nucleotide messenger RNA. Its product is annotated as chorion peroxidase-like. Bases 836 to 3367 code for a protein of 843 amino acids. NCBI's taxonomy places the organism in Eukaryota, Metazoa, Arthropoda, Thecostraca, Balanomorpha, Balanidae. Gene Ontology annotation, molecular function: heme binding; peroxidase activity. Gene Ontology annotation, biological process: response to oxidative stress. The transcript is spliced from 5 exons. The record is from RefSeq and is a predicted model, not a curated record.